This is a messenger RNA of Yarrowia lipolytica CLIB122, 456 nucleotides long. RefSeq lists its product as uncharacterized. The record is from RefSeq and is a predicted model, not a curated record. Lineage: Eukaryota; Fungi; Ascomycota; Dipodascomycetes; Dipodascales. Gene Ontology annotation, cellular component: mitochondrial matrix.
AUGGCCUUUAUGCAGCGAUCCAUCUUUGCUCUCCGAGCCGCUACCCCCGCUAUGCGGGCCCCCGCUUUCCGAAUCGCCCCCUCCAUGCGACGAUUUAUCUCCACCGAGACCAAGGAUGCCAUUGAGACCGCCAUUGGCACUGCUCCCGUGGUUCUCUUCAUGAAGGGCACACCCGAGUUCCCCCAAUGCGGUUUCUCUCGAGCCACCAUCCAGGUGCUUGGCCACCAGGGCGUCGACCCCCAGAAGUUUGCUGCCUUCAACGUUCUUGAGGACGAGGAGCUGCGUGAGGGCAUCAAGGAGUUCUCCCAGUGGCCCACUAUCCCCCAGCUGUACAUCAACAAGGAGUUUAUUGGCGGCUGUGACAUUGUCAUGUCUAUGAGCCAGAGCGGCGAGCUCGCCGAGAUGCUGCAGCAGCAGGAUCUGCUUGCACCCGAGGAAGAGGAGCACAUGGAGUAA